Molecule: messenger RNA, 3288 nt
Organism: Hibiscus syriacus
Lineage: Eukaryota; Viridiplantae; Streptophyta; Magnoliopsida; Malvales; Malvaceae
Product: putative E3 ubiquitin-protein ligase RF298
Exons: 3
Coding region: 547-3087 (846 amino acids)
Source: RefSeq, a predicted model, not a curated record
CAAAAACCCAGUCAGUUGAGAUAAUCCCACAUUUUAGAGAAGGGCGUGUUUUCGAAGAAGUGAAUCUUUUUUUUUUUUGUUCUUUCGAUUUUGUUGUCUUAUAUUUCCAGGUUACUUAGAGCUCUUUCUUUUAUUCUCGAAUUCUAUGAAUUUAUGCUUCUUCUAUGGCAAAGGGUUCGCCAUGCUUCCCAAACCAGAUCAGAAAUGAUCUACGAUUGGGAGUACACAAUCCUAUUUGCAAAUCAUUGGAUGGGUAGCAAAUUGGGUGACUAGUCUAUAUGCUGUUUGAUGAUAUGUGUAUUUGUUAAAAUGGCUCUGUAUAGUAGUGGGAUGUUGUUUUGAGCAAACCGAGUUUGCUUGUGUUGUCAAGUUUAUUUGCUACGUUGAUGGUGGGUUCCAAUAGCCUUUAUUUUUUCAGUCUUCUGCUUACUUGAUAAAGGUUCCUUUGCUCAUUGGCUAUCUUCUUACUGUUACAGGUCAUAUAGGGUUUUCAAGAGAGAGUCAGCUUGCUAGUAAAUUGUUGGAUUUCUUAUUGUUAUUCAUAAGAUGGAUGAGAAGAUCGAUAAUGGAGGCGCAGCUGCUAGCAAACUAGAGUCUUCUUCUGUCGUACCAUCAGACAAAGGAAGCAAAAACAAGAGAAAACUAGAUGAUAAUCCUUCUCUAGAGAAUCCAGAUAGUGCUCCCUUGUCGAUGAGCGAAUUCUCUCCCAAGAUAUUCCAAAGCCCAACAGUUGGACCAUUAGAGGUGGGAUCCUCUCUUAGAGAAGAUUCUCAACCUACGGAUUGGGACGAUCCAAUCGCAUGUCAACUCGCAGAAUUAUUGUCAUCCAAUAUGCUCACAAUUUUCCAAAAUGCAAUUAAAAGGAUUGUAGAGUGUGGAUACGAGGAAGCUGUUGCUAAAAAGGUCAUUUCGGGGCGUGGCCUCUAUCAAGGGGGUAAAAAUCUUGUGUCAAAUGUUGCAAAUGAUGCCUUGGCUUCAUUGAAGAAAGGUAAAGGAGAGGAUAUUUCAAAUUAUGUGUUUGAGGAUUUUCAAAAGCUAGUGGAGUACACGAUGCUGGAGAUGAUUAGCGUGCUUAGAGAGGUUAAACCGUCUCUAUCAAUUGCAGAAGCAAUGUGGUGGCUGUUAAUGUUUGACCUAAACAUUUCGAUGGCUUGUGAAGUAGGAGAUAUAUUCUGUAAUGUUGGGUGCAAAGAAAUCUUGGGGGAGAGCUCCUCUGACUCUAUCGCCCAGUUGAGACCAGAAUCACAAAACCCAGAAACCAUUCUUCCAUGCCCAAAUGGUCACCAUGUUUUAAAACCUUCAUUGCACUGUUGCAAGCAUUACCUGCCUGAAACACUGAAAUUUGGAAGUUUGGCCAAUUUAACUAACUGCAAAGGUGCAGCAGUUGCUUAUGAAGCACUAACACCAGAGAAAGACAGUUUGGCCUAUGUGGGCGCUUCUAGGGACCCGGUUACAUCCAUCCCUGGAAGAAAACCAGGGUCUUGUCGAAAGGGGUGCUCCAAAAAGGAGCUAGCUGCACUCCGGAAAAAGUCCUUCAAUAUAGAAAAAUGCAAGGUGGCUUGUGGGAAAUGUGCUUUUAGAUCUGGUAAAAUGGCUACCAUUGGUGGUUUAGUUGUCGAAAGGAGAAUAAAGUCUCCAUCUGAAUUAUCAGUUAUGCAUAUGAAAAAUGCUUCAUUGAGAAGAAUCAACGAACCUGGAGAUUUAGUUCAUCAAUGCCAUCAUGUUUUAACUAAUUCUUCACAUGGGUUAUGUGUGCCAGAUAACUCUUCAGUGUUACUUGUGAAUGGUACUAAAUCAGCACUUCCUACCGCAGAUACUGGACUUGCAUCAUCAUCCUCUUCAGAAAAUAAACCUGUGCACAAAUCUGAAGACAGAACCUCAAAAUCUUCUACGACACCUGACAAUGGUGCAGAAAGAAAGCCUACUCCUAAAGCCAAAGCAAUAACUUCUACAUCCUCUAAGUCAACUGAUUACUUUGCCGGAAUUCCAUAUGACAAGUCUCUGGGGAAAUACAUCCCUCAAGAUGAGAAGGACCAACUGGUAUUGAAGCUAGUUCCAAGGUUAGAGGAACUGCAGAAUGAGCUACAUAGUUGGAGUCAAUGGGCCAGUCAGAAGGUCAAGCAGGCUGUUUGUAGGCUUAACAAGGACCAAGAUGAAAUUAAAUCACUGAGGCAAGAGAUGGAAGAGGCAGAACAGCUAAAAAGGAAGAAAAAAAUCAUGGAGGAGAACACCAUGAAGAGGUUGUUUGAGAUGGAGUCUGCCUUGGAUAAUGCAACUAAUCAGGUUGAGGAUGCUCACUCUAAACUUCAGAAGCUUGAGGUGGAGCAUUCCGUGCUGAAAAUGGAGAUGGAGGUUGCUAAGUUGCAUUCUGCAACAACAGCUUCAAGCUGCCUAGAAGCAUUGGAAAGAGAACAGAAAGUAAUUAAGGAGGUUCGAUCAUGGGAUACACAAAGGGGCUUGCUUCAGGAGGAGCUUGCAUCAGAGAAGAAGAAGAUAGCUGAGCUGCAAAGGAAAUUAGGCAAGGCUAAAAGAAUCUACAAUCAAACUAUGAUGCUAUGGAAACAAGAGAGGAUGGCAAUGGAGAAAUUUCUUGCUCAGGCUGCCUCCAUAAGGAAGGAAAGCGAAUGUCUUGAAGCUGCGGAAAAAAUAGAGGAGGAUAAGAUUAAAAUGAAAGCAGAAAACGAUAUGCAGAAAUAUGGAGAGGAGAUCAAAAGGCUUGAGAACAAGUUAUCCGAGUUGAAGAUGAAUCUGGAUUCUUCAAAAAUAUCUGCACUUUGGAGAGGCACUGAUGGUGGAAAUGGUCAGUGCUCUUCUGUCAAAGAGGGGCAUCUUCCGAUUUUCUCCAAAAGGGUGAUUAACAUCAACGAUUAUCCUAGGAGCAGAGGCUUGAAACGGGAGCGUGAGUGUGUCAUGUGCUUAACAGAAGAAAAGAUAGUGGUAUUCCUUCCAUGUUCGCAUCAGGUCUUUUGUGUCAAGUGCAGCGAACUCCACCACAAACAAAGGAUGAAGGAUUGCCCUGCUUGUAGGGCACCGAUUAUUUGCCGUAUACGUGCACGUUUUGCUGAGUCGUUGGCCAUAGCUCACUGAACAAUUUCAGUAGACUAUGUCCAGUAGUAGGAGCAGUGUCUUAACGAUGGAUGGUUGAGAAGGUUCUCUAUGGACGUCUACUCAAACUAAGUGUUUUUUUUGUCUGUUUUGUCUUUUGUAUUUAUCUGGUUGUUUGUCUCUAUGAAAAAAACAGGUAAACAGAGUCAAAAACUUAUAGCUCAUAAACAUCUUGUACAGUUG